AUGGAUAUUCAUGAUGGGAAAUUGGUGAAAUUUUGGACAGAUAUUUGGCACCCAAUCGGCCGACUGAUCGAGAUCGUGGGGGACCGUGGGAGGCUGAAACUCGGCAUAACCACUAGCGCUUGUAUUGCGGAUGUCCUUGUAGAGAAUGAGUGGAGGUUCAGACGUACUCGAGAUACGACUGUUCAAAACAUGAUCGUCAAAGUCCAAGAGUUAGGAGUUGUGCUGGAAACAAAUGUACAAGAUGAGGUACUUUGGAAAAGGAAGGACGAUGAGUAUGGAAGGGAAUUCUCUGCUGCAGCGACAUGGGAACAAAUUAGAUGCAAAAGGCCGGUGGUAGUCUGGAGUAAGCUUAUUUGGUUUGCGCAAGGAGUUCCAAGGUAUGCAUUUAUCACUUGGUUGGCAGUUAAAGAUAGACUUUCAACAGGUAGCAAAAUGCCAGCUUGGGGGCAGGUUCAAUGCUGUGUGUUCUGUGGGGAGCCUGAUGAAACUAGAAAUCACUUGUUCUUUGCUUGUCCUUACUCGUACACGCUUUGGCUACAAGUGAUUGGCACACUCUUGCGGCCUCCUCCAUCGCCGGACUGGAAUGAUAUUGUAGCGCGAAUCAUGGCAAGGUCUGUGAGGAGUUUGCAGUCCAUACUCUUGCGGCUAGCAUUUCAGGUCUCUAUCUAUUAUCUAUGGAAAGAACGGAAUGAGAGACGACAUGGACAGCCUGCAAAGCCUGUUGCUCAGUCGGCGAAGUUCAUUGAAAAGACUAUAAGACAAAGGAUCAUGUCUACAAAGUACUAUGAGAAGCAGAAACUCAAAGGACUAAUGCAGUGUUGGUUUAGUGCAAGGCAGCCAUAG
This is a messenger RNA of Brassica napus (rape), 843 nucleotides long. RefSeq lists its product as uncharacterized. The transcript has a single exon. The coding region runs from base 1 to 843 and encodes 280 amino acids. Lineage: Eukaryota; Viridiplantae; Streptophyta; Magnoliopsida; Brassicales; Brassicaceae. The record is from RefSeq and is a predicted model, not a curated record.